This is a messenger RNA of Geosmithia morbida, 1518 nucleotides long. Its product is annotated as Threonine dehydratase. The transcript has a single exon. The coding region runs from base 1 to 1518 and encodes 505 amino acids. The record is from RefSeq and is a predicted model, not a curated record. NCBI's taxonomy places the organism in Eukaryota, Fungi, Ascomycota, Sordariomycetes, Hypocreales, Bionectriaceae.
AUGUCCAGUCGCCGCCGCCAAGUCCAUUUCAACCCCUCCGCAGCGUCAUGGAUCACGACAUCCGCACCGUCAGCGCACAUUUUCCAAUUCCACAGGCGUCUGCCCCGAUAUGAGCCCACCCCGCUGAUAAGCCUCCCCGACGCCGCUCGGGAGAUUGGCGUAGGACAGAUCCACGUCAAGAGUGAGGCUGACCGUCUCGGUCUGCCCUCAUUCAAGAUCCUCGGCGCAUCAUGGGCUACCUUCCGCUCUCUUGCGGAGAAGCUAUCCCUGCCUCUCGAUUCGAGGAUCGAGACGGUUAGAGACGCUGCUGCUGCUGCUGCUGCCAGCUCUUCCUCCGGCUCCGAGUUCAGGGUCUACUGUGCCACGGAGGGGAACCAUGGCAGGGCUGUCGCGAGGAUGGCGAGCAUCCUGGGCGUGGCCGCGGAGGUGCAUGUCCCCGGCCAUGCGCACCCUGUCACAGUUGAGCUUAUCCGCUCUGAGGGCGCCACCGUGGUUGUGUCGAGGGGAAACUACGACGAUGCCGUUCUCGAGGCGACGGAGGCUUCCGCCAAGAAUGAGUCUGGUAUCCUGGUUCAGGACUAUGCUUACGGUGACUAUCUCCAGAUCCCACAGUGGAUUGUGGACGGGUACCUUACCAUGAUGUGGGAGACUGACGAGCAGCUGGGCGGGAUGCGGGCGGAUCUGGUCGUUGCGCCCGUCGGCGUGGGAUCUUUUGCUCAGGCCGUUGUCUCGUACUUUAAGCAGCAGGCCAAGGCGUCAUCUGUCCUCGCCGUCGAGCCUGACACGGCUGCUUGUCUGUGGAAGAGCCUCGAGAAGGGCAAGCUUACUUCUGUGCCCACUACGUCGACAAUCAUGGCUGGCCUCAACUGCGGCGCUCCGUCGGUCAUUGCAUGGGAUGUCCUGAAGAGUGGCGUCGAUGCCAGCCUGACAGUCUCCGACUACGAGGCCCACCAAGCUGCACUCUACCUCCAGGCCCAGGGCGUCGCCGCGGGCCCGUGUGGCUCCUCUACCCUGGCUGCGCUCCGCCGCCUGACUGCCGCCGACAAGUCUGCGCUCGGACUCGGUGAAGAGUCUACAGUUGUCAUCUUCUGUACUGAGGGCGCGAGGCAGUAUGAUGCUCCCCAUGACGUAUCCAGCGACGAUCCCGCUAUCCUGACGCGGACCCUGGUUCAGAUUGACUCUACCAGCCCCAGUCUCGGGUCUGUCCCCGGUUCUGGAGAGACAAGGAUGGCCGAGUACGUCUCCGCCUGGUUGGAGCAUCGCCACCUGGAGACCCACUGGGUUGAGCCUACCGAGGGCCAGCCGUCCGUCGUGAAGGUCGCCCGUGGCACAGGCGAAGGGAAAUCCCACAUGUUCGACGGAUUCAUCGACACCGUUACUCUCCAGGGAUACGACGGUGACCCUCUCGACGGCAAGGUCGUACAUGGCCGUCACCAUAGUCGCGGUGCUGCAGAUGUAAAGGCUGGGCUUGCCGCGAUGAUGGGAGCCCUAUCUUCAGCCGAGACGCUCAACCUGUGA